Molecule: messenger RNA, 753 nt
Organism: Angiostrongylus costaricensis
Lineage: Eukaryota; Metazoa; Nematoda; Chromadorea; Rhabditida; Metastrongylidae
Source: the annotation of a GenBank genome assembly
AUGGUACACAGGAAGUUACACUUCAUAUCUUGCCCUUCCUUCUUGAUCUUCAGUAUUAACUGGUUUAAGAACACCGAUGCAGCUGCGGAACAAUACGUGAAGCUCAAUGUUGGUGGUGCACUGUUCCAGACGACUAUCGGUACGCUCACUAAACAUGACACAAUGUUACGAAUAGUCACUGAUUCUAAUGGUUGGGUUUUAAUUGACAGAAGUGGAAGACACUUUGGUGUGAUCUUGGAUUUUCUGCGAGAUGGUUUCGUUCCAUUGCCAGAGUGUCGCGUGGAGGUUGAGCAAAUACUUGCGGAAGCUCGGUAUUAUUUAGUACAGGUUGGUAUACCACAGAGGUCCCUCUAUCGCCUCCAACAAAUAAGCUCCAUGUCCACUCUGGGAGAGCCAGGCAGGCUACUCGUGAGUGUACCCAGCCUCCACGUUCAGAGCCCGGCAAGCUAUACGUGGGUAUCAAAAAUGCUAAACACAGUAAAAAAAAAAAACAGGCCUCAUUCCCUGACCCCGAAGAGCUCCCAAUUUCGCAGCGUUGGGUGGGACGAGUACGGAGAGGCUGCUAAAAUCUCAGAACCAAUGGAAGCUACCUGGGUUUCAAAGAACUAUGGUAACGAUCUGCACCUACAAUGCACGUGCACUUGCACCCGAGUCCUCGAUAGAAGACAUGCUCAUGCAAGCAAGAAGGAUAAAGUGCGACGUCAUCGGCCUGACCGAGGCGAGCAGACGACAGCCUUUCAACGCCAUCUAUGA